AUGCUCUGCGCAAUUUCUGGAGAAGCGCCACAGGUGCCUGUUGUGUCUGCGAAAAGCGGCAAUGUGUUUGAAAAAAGACUCAUAGAAGCUUACAUCGCUGAAAACGGGAAGGAUCCUGUCACGGGAGACGACCUCUCCGUGGACGACUUGGUCGACUUGAAAACAUCGCGCAUCGUUCGCCCUCGCCCGCCUACACUCACCUCGAUUCCAUCGCUUCUCGGUGUCUUUCAGGAGGAAUGGGAUGCGUUGGCAUUGGAAACAUACACACUACGUCAGGCCCUCGUUCAGACGCGACAAGAGCUCAGCACGGCCCUGUACCAACAUGAUGCCGCGGUACGAGUGAUUGCGCGAUUAACCAAGGAAAGAGAUGAGGCCCGCGAUACCCUCGCCAAAAUCUCCGUCGGAACCGCGCGUGCUCCUGCAGGUGUCGAUGCUAUGCAAGUUGACACCGCAAAAUUACCAGACUCCGUGGUUGCUAGAAUUGAAGAAACACAAGCUACGCUCUCCAAGUCGAGAAGUAAGCGUCCGAUCCCGGAAAACUGGGCGACGGGCGAAGCAAUCCAGCUGUACAAGCCAACAGUGAGCUCCGAGCCUCUGUAUCCUGGAGGCAAAUCCCUCUCAGUAGAUUCGACUGGAGAGUUAGCUCUGGUUGGCGGUGUUGAUGGCAUUGCCGGCAUCUACUCAACCUCUAAACAACAGAUUGUUCAAACGCUCAAAGUUGACGGCCCGGUUACUGGUGCAGCUUUCGCGGGUACGACAGCUGUCGUGGCUUCUGCAACUGGAUCAGUGAAGUUUUUCAACCAAGGAGCGGAAAGUGCCAGCUUUGAUUCUCACGCUGGAGAAGUUACUGCAGUUACUGUGCAUCCGACUGGUGAUAUCGUUGGUUCAGUCGGCGUGGACAAGAGCUAUGUUUUAUAUGACCUGACGACAUCUUCUGUCGUCGCUCAGAUCUAUGGCAAUGCCAGCCUACUAUCUGCAAAAUUCCAUCCUGAUGGCCAUUUGCUUGCUGUUGGCGGCGCGGACGGACAGAUUCAGGUAUAUGACGUGAAAUCGGGAGCUGUUGCUGCCAGCUUCCCUAUGCAGGCACCUGUCACGAAUCUCGAAUUUUCCGAGAAUGGCUACUUCAUGGCCGCCGUGACCGAAAAUUCCACAGAAAUCUCCGUGUGGGAUUUGCGGAAAUCCAAGAUAUAUAAGGUGCUUCAAACCGGAACCCGAAUCAACUCUCUUGCCUGGGACUACACGGGACAGUUCCUUCUGAGUGGAGGACCCAACGGAAUCACAGUGCAACAAUACACCAAGUCUACGAAGGAUUGGUCAGAGUCCCUCCGAAGCGCUGUACCGGCCGUGGGCGUUGCAUGGGGAACAUCGGCACAGAGUGUCUUAACCACCAAUGCAGAGGGCGUUUUCACUGUGUUGACUCAGUCAUGA
This is a messenger RNA of Talaromyces atroroseus, 1428 nucleotides long. RefSeq lists its product as hypothetical. Gene Ontology annotation, cellular component: cytoplasm; Prp19 complex; U2-type catalytic step 1 spliceosome. The record is from RefSeq and is a predicted model, not a curated record. The transcript has 5 exons. Bases 1 to 1428 code for a protein of 475 amino acids. Gene Ontology annotation, molecular function: ubiquitin protein ligase activity; protein binding. Gene Ontology annotation, biological process: protein ubiquitination; mRNA splicing, via spliceosome; DNA repair. Lineage: Eukaryota; Fungi; Ascomycota; Eurotiomycetes; Eurotiales; Trichocomaceae.